This is a messenger RNA of Paraphaeosphaeria sporulosa, 2255 nucleotides long. RefSeq lists its product as uncharacterized. Gene Ontology annotation, biological process: amino acid transmembrane transport. The record is from RefSeq and is a predicted model, not a curated record. Gene Ontology annotation, cellular component: membrane. Lineage: Eukaryota; Fungi; Ascomycota; Dothideomycetes; Pleosporales; Didymosphaeriaceae. The coding region runs from base 294 to 1862 and encodes 522 amino acids. Gene Ontology annotation, molecular function: amino acid transmembrane transporter activity. The transcript is spliced from 4 exons.
UACUCGCUUUAGUGUAAACAUAUAUGUCUCCAUGUGUACGGCCCCCACCCGUUCAGCUCUCGUAUUCUCGUGUUCAGAUACUAUUCCGAACACCACCCCUGCGCGCGCUCCAAUCACCUACUCGUCCAACAAACGCCACGCCCGUCCCCAUUCGCUGCCGCCCUACCAUCCAAGAAAAUCGCGGCAUCCCCGCUGUUAUUCUUGUUACUUGGAGGGCGCUGGAAAUGUUUUGAGAGGGUGUAUAACACCUCAGCGCGCGCAACCGGCAGGCCAGCGCAAGGCUCAGAGACAAGAUGGCCAAGGGUACGUUUUUGAGACAGACGCUCAAUGAGCGGCAAGUCAACAUGAUGGCGUUUUCCGCCUGCAUCGGCUUCGGCCUCUUCCUGCACACGGGCGAAGUCCUCAACGUUGCGGGCCCGGGGCUCGCCGUCGUCGCCUUCUUGCUCGCGACGAGUGUGUUCUGGUGCGUGGUCUCGUGUCUGGGCGAAAUGACCGCCCUCUUCCCCGUCCAAGGACCCCUCUUCGAAUUCCCCGCGCGUUAUCUUGAUGAUGCUGUUGGCUAUGCGGUCGGGUGGAUGGCAUGGUUCAGCUGGGCUGUUACGAUCAGCAACCAGGCGCUGGCGGUGGCGGCGCAGUGGCGGUUUCGCGUGCCGGCUUCCUACCUCCUCCAGGUCAGAUAUCCGGAUGCGGAGCUCGGGUGGGGGACUGAGAGUGCGAGUCCAGCUGUCUGGGUCAUUAUUACCCUGUUGAUAGUCCUGGGGGUCAACGUGCUACCGGUGAGGUGGUACGGGCGCGCGGAGUACGUCUUCGGGUGCCUGAAGAUGGGCUUCAUCUGCGGGCUGAUCCUAUUCAACGUCAUCCUCGCCACGAGAGAGGGAACGAGAAGAGGUGACUCCUUCUGGACAUGGAAUCAUCCAUAUCACUACGCGGCACCGAACUACACCAUCCACCCCACAUCUCCAGCCCCCAUCGUAGUGACCGGUGACAGCGGUCGAGCCCUGUCUCUCUGGGCCGGCGUCACGACCUCCUUCUUCGCCUUCACCGGCUUCGAAAUAAUCGCGUUGUCUGCGGCUGAAAAUAAAGAUCUCGAGACCUACGAAACGAUCAAGCUCGGCAGCCGCAAAUUAACCCUCAGACUAGGGCUCCUGUACAUCCUGGCCACAUUUACCGCGAGCCUAGUAGUUCCAUACGAUGACCCUAUGCUACAGGACACUCGAACAGGCCACACGCUCGGCGGGCAGCACAGCGUAUUCAUCAUCGCCGCCGUGCGCGCCGGUCUGCGCGGCUUUCCCACCUUCUUCAACGCGUUCUUCAUCUUCUCUGCGACGACCAGCGCCAUAAAUGGGGUAUACGUCUCCAGCCGCCUGCUCCAUGCCUUGGCCGGAAUCCCUGAGGCGUGGCCACGCCCACUACACGGGAUACGCCGCACGCUCGCUUCCACAUCCGCCCACGGCGUCCCCCUCGCCGCAGUCUUCUACUCCUGGCUCUUCGGGCUCCUUGCAUUCCUCGCACUGCGCCCGCUGCCGGGGAAGGUCCAUGCGCGCCUCGUCGAGUUCGUCACGGUGCAGUGUCUGGUGUGCUACGGGGCCAUCUGCCUCUCCUAUACGCAGUUCUACGGCGUGUUGUCCCGCGUGGUGAAAGAUCCGGGGGAUGUGGGGAUCAGUGCGGAGCAGCGGAGCGCGUAUGAUAGAGACAAUACAUACUAUCCGUACCGCACGUUCGGACAGCGGGCAAGGGCGUGGUAUGGCGUGGUGUUCUGCGGGUUGCUUGUGGUGGGGAACAAGUGGACGGCUUUCAUAAAACCCUUUGACACGGCGGAUUUUCUGGCAAGCUAUUCGGUUGUAAGUGUUCUUGUCUCUUGAUGCAGAGCACGGAUUAGAGAGUGGACAUCGACUGACCUUGUUCAGAUCGCCGCAUACGUCCUCAUCAUCGCGGCGUACCACGUUCGUUCGGAUGGGUGGCGCCUCUGGAAAUGGCGCAGACACGCAUCACUGAAUAUCCAGAGGCCACCUCCCAAAGUUGUCGUGCCAGGUCGGCGAAGGGGCAGACUGCAUCUGCCGAACCCGAAGCACGCGCUGUGGGAAGCAGAUAAUAUGAGGGCCAUCGGGGCGUGGAUGUGGCUGUGGUUGAAGUGAGACUCUAUGCACGACACUACAGCCCGUCGCCUACGCCCUCUCUACGCCCCGCCCCCUUCUGUGGAACUCUGCGCACGAUGAUGUGCGAUGUGAGAUUGAGAACGAACAAAACAAAUUUUU